GCGAGGCGGCGGCGGCGGCACCGAGAUGAGCGGCAAGGAAGGAAAUGGAGAGAGCUCCACAUGCUCAGCUCUCUCUCAAGGAUCAGGUGGGUUCAGGAAACGAAAGCAUGACAAUUUUCCACAUGGUCAAAGAAGAGAGGAGAAAGAGAAUGUUAAUCCCUCCUCAGCUGUGAUGACAUCUUUUAAAUCUUUUCAGCUGGAGCUGGACACCAGGCACGAUAAAUACGAGCGCCUUGUGAAGCUCAGUCGUGAUAUAACCAUUGAAAGCAAAAGGACAAUAUUUCUGCUCCACAGGUUUACCAGUGCUCCCAAUGGGGAGGAAAUUCUGAGUGAAUCUGAAGUCAAACUAGAUGCUGUCCGACGGAAGAUUAAGCAGGUGGCACAAGAACUGGUUGGAGAAGACAUGUAUCAGUUCCACAGAGCUAUCUCUCCAGGCCUUCAAGAAUAUGUUGAGGCAGUUUCAUUCCAGUAUUUUAUCAAAACACGAUCUUUGAUUAGUGUUGAAGAGAUCAACAAACAACUUGUGUUUACAGCUGAAGACAGAGGUGAAACGGCAAACACGACCUCCAAUUCCCACGAGAAGCCAGCAGGCACUUGGAGCCUGAAGGUGACACCUGUGGAUUACCUGCUGGGAGUGGCAGAUCUGACUGGAGAGCUGAUGAGGUUGUGCAUCAGCAGUGUUGGGAAUGGUGACAUUGACACUCCCUUUGAACUCAGCCAGUUCCUACGGCAGAUUUAUGAUGGUUUUACUUUCAUUGGCAACACUGGACCUUACGAAGUAUCAAAGAAGCUGUAUACCUUGAAACAGAGCCUGGCAAAAGUAGAGAAUGCCUGCUACACCUUGAAAGUCAGGGGGUCUGAAAUCCCCAAGCACAUGCUGGCUGAUGUGUUCUCCACCAAAACAGAGAUGAUUGACCAGGAGGAGGGUCUUCCUUAAAAGAAGGAGACUGUUGCAUUGCAGAAAGAAAGAAAAAACUUUGGAAUCGUGGUUCCUAGGGUUUGGACCCUUCUCAAAGCUUUUUAGGUAGAAAUAUGUUUAGUUUUAUCUGUGAGAAGGUUGUUUGCAGUGAUAAUUUGUAACAAAGAAUACUUUUUAUGAUGUGCAAGAGAACACAUGUUUGACUCUGUCCUCUCAGUGUGGAUUUUCUGCAUUGCUCCAUUGGAUCAUCUUUCAGAAUGACCAAAAUUUCCACUGCAACCUCUGCACCAGUGACUCUCAGUUGGGCAAAUCACCUCAAACUCUUGUGGCUGCUGCUACAAACACAGCAGUGGAAAAAAGUAUGGUUGGGUACUGCUCUCCAUACACCUCUGCUGACCUUCUUUCUGAGUAUUGGGAUCCUGUACUCAUGUAGUACCUGAAACAGUGCACCUCUGUGUGUAUCAGUUCCUCCUUGGACUUAAAACUGAGGUGGUCUCAAAGGUACCAUGUAACUUAAGUCUUCUCUGAGUGCUUUUGAGCAUGAAACUGAAGCUAAAUCAACUUUUCAGCAGUUGAUAAUGAAGCAAAUUGCACCCUGUAAAUACUGCUGUGCACUUAUGAUUUCGGGGCUCUGUUUAAAUAGAGUUCUGCUGAAGUUAACACUGGUACUUUGCAGCCUUGAGCUGGAAAAUUCACACAAAAAAAAAUUGUGGAAUAAAUGUACUGGGUUACAUUUUUUCUAAUGCAGUUUUAUACAGAGUUUGACAUCUUUCUGUUUGUAAAUGAAAGCAGAAGACCUACCUGUUCUGUUUAACAUGAAUAAUUUGGUGUUAGGACAAACAGUUUUGGGCCCAAACAAACACAGUAAAGUGUUGGAAGUCUCUUCUCUUCUGUUUGUGCUGCCCUGAGGACCCCCAAUGGGCUUGAACUGCUCUAAGUCAAGCUUUAAAUCUCUGUUAGCAGGAACUAUUAUCAUGUACCUAUGGAAAGGAAACUGCAGACAGGACUAAGGCAGACAUUCAGCCUUCCACAUUUAUCUUUGAGGUGGCUAUGUCACCACUGGCAAAAAGUCAGGGCUUUCUGCUGGUGUUUGAAGUUAGGAAAGUCUGAUAAUGUACAUUAUGCUAAAGGAAAACAGAUAAAACAACGUGGUCUUGAGACUCCAGGAAAUAGGCCUCCCAGCUGCAAUUGAAAAUACUGCAUGUUUUUGAUUUCCACUUCCAUAUGCUGAGAUACUGCCAAUAUUUUCCCAGGAGCAUGUCCUGAGUAGCUGGGAUUAUCUGAUAGAUGGUUGGGAAUGGGUAGAUACAUUUCUGUCACAUUUUUCCAUUGUUUCCACAUAAAGCAAUAUGUGGUAGGUUGAAAAAGAAGUGGCAUUUUUCCUAUUGUUUAAUACUAUUUUUUACAAUAAAUUCUGCAAAGCA
Molecule: messenger RNA, 2343 nt
Organism: Calypte anna (Anna's hummingbird)
Lineage: Eukaryota; Metazoa; Chordata; Aves; Apodiformes; Trochilidae
Gene: TSNAX
Product: translin associated factor X
Exons: 7
Coding region: 26-937 (303 amino acids)
Cellular component (GO): cytoplasm; nucleus
Molecular function (GO): RNA binding; RNA endonuclease activity; sequence-specific DNA binding
Source: RefSeq, a predicted model, not a curated record